AAUAGAAUAUUUAUAAUUUAUAAUGUAUUUAUAAUUUUAAUUGUUAUUUAUAUUUUAACAAAAUUCAUAUGUCCAAAUGUAUUUCCAGAAAUUUUAUUAAAUGGGAUUGAAUAUUUAGGACCUACAUUUAUGAAAUUAGGUCAAUGGGUGGCAACAAGAAGAGAUUUAUUUUCUAAUGAUAUUUGUGAUACUCUUUCACGACUUCAACGACAAACACCAGCUCAUUCUUGGACAUAUACAAGGUCAAUAUUAAAAUUAUCAUAUGGAGAAGAAUGGAAAAAAUUAUUUGUUAAAUUUGAUGAUGAUUUAAUUGGUUCUGGUUGUUGUGCACAGGUAUACAAAGCCUGGAUCAACAAAGAAAGUCAAAUUUUAACAAAAAAUAAAUCAAAAUUUAUUCAAGUUGCUGAAUUUUUUAAGCUGAGAAAACUUGUUGAUUACUUUGGUAAAAAAUUUGAGGAUGACAACGAACUUUACCCAGUUGCUGUAAAAAUUUUACAUCCAGGAAUUGAAUCUUGCAUAAAGCAAGAUUUAAAAAUCAUCAAUGGAUUUUGUAAAUUUGCAACUUGGCUUGUGCCAAGUAUUUACUGGCUGAAUUUAUCAGAUUGUAUCAAAGAAUUUUCGAAAUUAAUGGAAAAUCAGGUUGAUAUGAAACUUGAAGCUAAAAAUUUAUUAAAAUUUCGAAAAAAUUUUAAAAAUAAUUCAUCAGUAAUAUUUCCAAAACCGAUAUUACACUUGACAAAUAAUUUAAUAUUGGUUGAAAGUUUUCAUGAAGGAAAAUACAUAUCAAAUUAUUUAAAUUCAUCAGAUAAAUUGUUGAAAAAAAAAUUAGCUAAAAUUGGAAUAAAAGCAAUAUUAUUUCAUGAUAAUUUUAUUCAUUGUGAUUUACAUCCUGGAAAUAUAUUGGUACAAGAAAAUAAUGGUCUUCGUUUGGUACUACUUGAUUGUGGCCUAGUGUCAUCAUUAAAUGACAGAUGUCAAAAAAAUUUACGUGAUGUUUUUCGUUCACUAGCUAAAGGAGAUGGUGCAUUGGCAGGAGAUUACAUCAUGAAGCACAGUGAUCACAUGACACCAGAUCCAGAUGGUUUUAAAAAAACAAUUAAUGACAUCGUUAAAAAAUACAUGGAUAAUAAAUUGAAUUUAAAUAACGUCAAUAUGUGGAAACUCAUGACAGAAUUUUACUCAGCACUUGUUCGUUAUCAAGUACAUCAAGAUGGUGCAUUUAUAAAUGUCGUACUGAGUAUUGUUGUCAUUGAAGAUCUUGGUAAAAGUCUGGAUCCUUCCAACGACAUACUUCUUGAACUUCUUCAAUUUAUUCAAUGAUAAAAAAUUGAAAUUAAAAUUACAAAAUAAAUACAAAGAAACAAAAUUUAAUACAUAAUAAAAUUAAAAAUCUAUUCAUGUGAAUUUAAAUGGUCCUGGUUUUUUUUUUCGACUUGUAAUGAUGGGGUUUACAAUUCUGACCGGUUGUCUCG
Molecule: messenger RNA, 1472 nt
Organism: Aphidius gifuensis
Lineage: Eukaryota; Metazoa; Arthropoda; Insecta; Hymenoptera; Braconidae
Exons: 10
Biological process (GO): protein phosphorylation
Cellular component (GO): mitochondrion
Molecular function (GO): protein kinase activity; ATP binding
Source: RefSeq, a predicted model, not a curated record